Messenger RNA from Oryzias melastigma (Indian medaka), 2039 nucleotides. RefSeq names its product neural Wiskott-Aldrich syndrome protein. Lineage: Eukaryota; Metazoa; Chordata; Actinopteri; Beloniformes; Adrianichthyidae. The transcript is spliced from 9 exons. Bases 450 to 1274 code for a protein of 274 amino acids. Gene Ontology annotation, biological process: actin filament organization. The record is from RefSeq and is a predicted model, not a curated record.
UUCCAUAGAUAUCAUAUCUCUAUAUGAUAUCUAUGGGUGCUUCCAGCUCCUGCCUCUUUGCUGCCCCCUUCUGGAUUUCUUUUGACGCUGCUGCUGUUUUCUCCACACUAACCGUCCAUUCACUGCUGAAUGGUCCAGAGUCCACAUGAGUUUGGAUCAAAUCCUGACCCGUUUCCAGACUGAUCUGAUCUGAUCUCCUCAUCCUUCUCCUUCACUGAUCAUAACAGGAAUAGCAUCUGUUGAUUGGAGAGUCUUCCCGCCCUCCAUGACUGCCUUGUUGUUCACACCGUGGUACAUUUGCUUACUGGGUCCCACAUCCUGCCCAUGAAUUUGCAUGACUUUAUGUUACUCUGUGAACGCAGCUACUCAAACCAGUUAUAAGGACCGGAACAUUUGGAAUGAACGUGAAGACUCGGUAAAGACAGGCGGAGGAAGCUGAAGGUCCAGACAUGGCUCUUUGUUUGAUCCACAACGCUGACGUGAUGAGCGACCUGCUGACCAUCAGGGAGAAAGGAGUCCUCGUCUCGCUUCUCAGCCCCCACUGUCAGCUGCUUAAAUCAACGGUGGCUCAGGUGCUGCAGACCAGCUCAGCUCCAGGAGAAACACAAGCCUGGGAGUGUUUUAGCAGCGGCGUUCUGUGUCUGGUUAAAGAUAAAUCUGCGUCCUCGUACUUCCUGCAUCUCUACUGUGUUAAGAAAAAGGAGUUACUGUGGGAGCAGGAACUGCGUGUUACCUCGGAGUACACAGUAUCACGUCCUUACUUCCACACCCUUCUAGCAGGAGUUCAGCAGUUUGGACUCAACUUUGCAAAUGAUGACGAAGCUGAAGAAUUUCAUUUUGCUGUGAUGGAUGUUCAUGAAAGGAGGACCAACCAGAGUUGUCCCGACCACAACAGGCUGGAUUGGUUGGGCAGAUUUAGCGGGCCGGUUCCUGGUCUGGGUUACAUGACGACAGCACCAAACGCUCAGCCCAAUUCAGAAUAUCAACCAGAAGCGGAUCUGAACUGGAGGACAGAUUUUCCAGUGGAAGCUCAGCCCAGAACGGCUCAUGAAGACACCAGAACUGUCGGUUCCCUCUUCGUGGAUUUGGAUCCUGCUAUAGAAAGGGUGUUGGCGCGGGCGGGGCUCAGAAAGGACGAUCUGAAAGACAAAGACGUGUCAGAAGCUGCUGACCUCAUAAUCAGCCGUUUUGGAGGAGUCAAGGCUGUGCAGCAGGAGCUGAAAAAGGCCGCCUCGCAGACACUUCCAAGAGCUGCAGGGGGGUUUGGCUCCUAAACUCAGCAGGAUUGACCACACCUCUCGCCAGGCGUGCCAGGUGGACUCAUCUUCAGCAAAGCAGAGAGGAAGAAAAAUCCAGAAAAGAUCCGGAUUCUGAUGGCGGGCCGCUUUAAGAGUCUUCAGCUGAGGAGAGAUGCUCAACAUUCGGCGGAUUCACUUGAUUUUUUAACCAUUGUUUUUGGUUGGGUGAUUCUGUUGUGUAUGCACAUUUCUAGAUAUGUCUAUUUAUAUUCUAAAGUUUUUUGUGUCAGGAUGCAACAAUCAAAUCAAACUCUAAAUUUCUAGAACAAAAAUGUAUUUAUUGACAAAAUUAUACCUAAGAUACAGCUGUCUUUUAUUGUGUUACAUAAAAUGUUGUUUCUUUCACGUCUGUGUCCAGUGGGGGACUUGUCACCCAGUUUUACUUUCUUCUUCAUGGGUUUCUCAUUCAUAUGUUGGCGCUCACCUUCCCUCUUCAUUCAUUGUCUGCUGGAAUAGGUGGAUGUCGGGUUACGAACUCAAUCAAUAGUGGUUUUAUAUUCGUUUGGCUCAAUAUUCUGGUAUUAUUUGAGUUCCAUUAUAAAAAAGUAUAUAGAUUCUUACACUGGGGGUGAAAAACGAGAAAAUUAUUAAGAUGUUAAGGUUAUAUUUGAAUGUAAAGAUAAACUAAUUUUAGUCUCCACCUGUUGUCCUCAUGCAGGAUCUCAAACAGGUUUCUAACAGUUUUAUCCUCUUUUGCUUUCAAAAAGUUCCCAGAUCCAUAAUAAAUGGAGGUCUCUUCAA